AUGAUCAGUGCACAUUCGGAGCGUCAGCAACAGCUAUUCCCGGGUGGUGUUGAUACCGCUUCCGGCAUUCCUGGCUUUGCUCUGGGAACUGCAAUCACAUACCCAAUUCCCGAAUGGAAUGCCGAGUGCGAACCAGUCGAGAGCCAGCAGGAGUCAGUCGAGAGCCAGCAGGAGCCAGUCGAGAGCCAGCAGGAACCAGGUGAGAGCCAGCAGGAGCUAGACGAGAGCCAGCAGGAACCAGGUGAGAGCCAGCAGGAGCCAGUCGAGAGCCAGCAGGAACCAGGUGAGAGCCAGCAGGAGGUAGACGAGAGCCAGCAGGAACCAGGUGAAAGCCAGCAGGAGCUAGACGAGAGCCAGCAGGAACCAGGUGAGAACCAGCAGGAGCCAGUCGAGAGCCAGCCAGACGAGAGCCAGCAGGAACCAGUCGAGAGCCAGCAGGAGCCAGUCGAGAGCCAGCAGGAACCAGGUGAGAGCCAGCAGGAGCUAGACGAGAGCCAGCAGGAACCAGGUGAGAGCCAGCAGGAGCUAGAUGAGAGCCAGCAGGAAUCAGGUGAAAGCCAGCAGGAGCUAGACGAGAGCCAGCAGGAAUCAGGUGAAAGCCAGCAGGAGCUAGACGAGAGCCAGCAGGAACCAGGUGAGAGCCAGCAGGAGCCAGACGAGAGCCAGCAGGAGCCAGAUGAGAGCCAGCAGGAAUCAGGUGAAAGCCAGCAGGAGCUAGACGAGAGCCAGCAGGAACCAGUCGAGAGCCAGCAGGAGCCGGAUGAGAGCCAGCAGGAGCUAGACAAGAGUCAGCAGGAACCAGGUGAAAGCCAGCAGGAGCUAGACGAGAGCCAGCAGGAACCAGGUAAGAGCCAGCAGGAGCUAGACGAGAGCCAGCAGGAACCAGUCGAGAGCCAGCAGGAGCCGGAUGAGAGCCAGCAGGAGCUAGACGAGAGCCAGCAGGAACCAGGUAAGAGCCAGCAGGAGCUAGACGAGAGCCAGCAGGAGCCAGAUGAGAGCCAGCAGGAACCAGGUGAGAGCCAGCAGGAACCAGGUGAGAGCCAGCAGGAGCUAGACGAGAGCCAACAGGAGCCAGAUGAGAGCCAGCAGGAACCAGGUGAGAGCCAGCAGGAACCAGGUGAGAGCCAGCAGGAGCUAGACGAGAGCCAGCAGGAACCAGGUGAGAGCCAGCAGGAGCCAGUCGAGAGCCAGCAGGAGCCAGAUGAGAGCCAGCAGGAACCAGGUAAGAGCCAGCAGGAACUAGGUGAGAGCCAGCAGGAGCUAGACGAGAGCCAACAGGAGCCAGAUGAGAGCCAGCAGGAACCAGGUGAGAGCCAGCAGGAACCAGGUAAGAGCCAGCAGGAACCAGGUGAGAGCCAGCAGGAGCUAGACGAGAGCCAACAGGAGCCAGAUGAGAGCCAGCAGGAACCAGGUGAGAGCCAGCAGGAACCAGGUGAGAGUCAGCAGGAGCCAGAUGAGAGCCAGCAGGAACUAGGUGAGAGCCAGCAGGAGCCAAGAGCCAGCAGGAGCCAGUAGAGAGCCAGCAGGAGCCAGACGAGAGCCAGCAGGAGCCAGUCGAGAGCCAGCAGGAACCAGGUGAGAGCCAGCAGGAGCCAGUCGAGAGCCAGCAGGAGCCAGUCGAGAGCCAGCAGGAGCCAGUCGAGAGCCAGCAGGAGCCAGUCGAGAGCCAGCAGGAGCCAGUCGAGAGCCAGCAGGAACCAGGUGAGAGCCAGCAGGAACCAGGUGAGAGCCGGCAGGAGCCAAUCGAGAGCCAGAAGGAGCCAGUCGAGAGCCAGCCAGUCGAGAGCCAGCAGGAGCCAGUCGAGAGCCAGCAGGAGCCAGUCGAGAGCCAGCAGGAGCCAGUCGAGAGCCAGCCAGUCGAGAGCCAGCAGGAGCCAGUCGAGAGCCAGCAGGAGCCAGUCGAGAGCCAGCAGGAGCCAGUCGAGAGCCAGCAGG
Messenger RNA from Penaeus indicus, 1935 nucleotides. RefSeq lists its product as uncharacterized. The annotation marks the transcript as partial. The transcript is spliced from 6 exons. The record is from RefSeq and is a predicted model, not a curated record. NCBI's taxonomy places the organism in Eukaryota, Metazoa, Arthropoda, Malacostraca, Decapoda, Penaeidae.